This is a messenger RNA of Hyla sarda, 2062 nucleotides long. RefSeq names its product NADH-cytochrome b5 reductase 3. The transcript has 9 exons. Gene Ontology annotation, cellular component: mitochondrion. Gene Ontology annotation, molecular function: FAD binding; oxidoreductase activity. Bases 126 to 995 code for a protein of 289 amino acids. NCBI's taxonomy places the organism in Eukaryota, Metazoa, Chordata, Amphibia, Anura, Hylidae. The record is from RefSeq and is a predicted model, not a curated record.
AAAACAAAUAGGGCAAGUAAAAAACGGAAAAACACGUUGACCACCGCAGUACCCCUUUAAGUAUCCCUCCAAAGAACCUAAGCAAGCCUUCCACCAAGAUAAAAGGGGCGUUUGUUGCCAUUGGAAUGGUCUUGUUAACUAUGUUUGGUGUGGCUGCAGGAAAUUACAUGAUCAAUAAAAAAAGGAAAUGCGUGACCCUGAAGGAUCCAAACAGAAAAUACAGAUUACGACUCAUUCACAAGAUGGCUAUAAAUCAUAAUACAAGGAGAUUUCGAUUUGCUCUUCCAUCCACAAACCAUACACUGGGAAUUCCACCUGGUAAAUGUAUCUACCUAUCAGCUAGAAUCAAUGACAAUCUUGUGGUGAGACCUUACACUCCAUUAUGUUGUGAGGACAAAGGAUUCGUUGAUCUGUUAAUAAAGGUUUACUUUAAAGAUCAAAACCCAGACUUUCCAGAAGGAGGUAAAAUGUCCCAGUACCUUGACAAUCUCUCCAUAGGGGAAACUAUUGAAUUCCAAGGUCCAAAAGGACUUUUUGUAUAUCAAGGAAAAGGUUACUUUGCUAUUCAAUCAAACAAGAGAUCCCUAGCUGAGAGGAAGUUUGCCCGUCAUGUUGGAAUGAUAGCAGGUGGAACAGGCCUUACCCCAAUGCUUCAGCUGAUCCAAACUAUUCUACAUGACCCGGAAGAUGAAACCAAAUGUGUUUUACUGUUUGCCAAUAAGUCAGAAGAAGAUAUCAUCCUAUGUAAUGCUCUUAUGGAGCUACAGAAUGAGUAUUCAGAACGCUUUAAGCUUUGGUUCACUGUGGAUAGUGCUUCAGAAGAGUGGAAAUACAGCAAGGGAUUUAUUGACUCCAAGAUGAUCCAAGAGCAUCUACCACCACCUGCUGAUGAUGUCAUCAUCUUACUAUGUGGUCCUCCUGCCAUGAUAAAACUGGCUUGUAAACCAAGUCUUAACAUGUUAGGUUAUGACCAAGAUAUGUGUUAUGUUUUUUAAUGUUUAUUAUUUGUUUUUAUAAAUAACGGUUGUAUAAUGCUACUGUAUUGUUUUCCAACCAUAUCAUAUCUAUAUAUGUGUAUUUUAGCUAUAAACAAAUAAGACUUUCUUUAGUAUUACAUUUUUUAUUUUGUUCAUGUAAUGUUUAGCAAUUUAGUCUGCAGAACAGCCAUGCAAAAAUAGAUCCUUACCUGCAACUAUUAUCUAAUGAAACAGGACAAUGGUUAAACAGAAAAACAUACUCUUAAGCAAAGAUUAGUAAACGACAUAAUACAUUACUUCGAGCUUUUCAAAAUACUUUACUCCAUGUGCAUUUUUAUAAGAAUAUCAUUUUCACUAAUUUCUGCAAUUUGCAGAAAUUCGUGAAAAUGAUCUUCUUAUAAACAUUUAUUUUAUGGUUCUGUGCCUUUUGAGAGGACUUUAGGAUGUUUCCAAUAAAGAUGCAUGACCCUUUUACAAAGUAUGGUAAUAAUUUAUAAACUCAGUGUAGACACAAUGCCACCAGCCAGAUAGAGAGUCCCUAGGGUAUAUCAUUCAUGUGGUGCCCAAGUGGAAAUUCAUGAGUUCAAGAACAUUCCGCUUGAAGGAUAUUCUCAAACCUAUGCAAUGCAGCAUUGACAGACAACAUUAUGUGCACUCCACUACGCCUAAUCUAUUGAUUCCAUAUUGUGAAGUUGAAAGUAUAGUAGAUCCUAUGAUGGCAUUUGGCCUGUACCAAUCGGUCUUGGGAGCAUCAAAGUUGUUAGGAAGGCCAAUAGCAAACAUGUCCAGACCUGGUACUUCCAUCUUUAAGUGGCCUUUUCAUAUAAUGCGUGUCAUUUAAGUGGCAUUGUCAUCCAUGCGUGAUGACUCGCAAUAUGCCCUGUCACGUAACCUCCCAUAGACUUGCAUUGAGGGGGAGGGGCGUGACGUCGCAAUACUAUGGCUCCUGUAUCAUGAGUCAUCAUGCACGGCGCAAACUUAGUUCCGUGCAGUGUUGACUCGUGGGGCUGCAGGAGAGAUUGCGGGGGUCCCCAGCAGCGGGACCCCCGUGAUCAAACAUCUUAUCACCUAUCCUUUGGAUAGGG